Molecule: messenger RNA, 2866 nt
Organism: Chilo suppressalis (striped riceborer)
Lineage: Eukaryota; Metazoa; Arthropoda; Insecta; Lepidoptera; Crambidae
Source: the annotation of a GenBank genome assembly
GUGGUCUUGUCAGAUUUUCGUUUCAGUUUUCACUUUUCAGAAAACGGGAAGAAAAUAAGAUCAUUCAGUUUUCUUAAUAAAUUUAAAGUAAGUACAUACUCCAAAGUAGUCUUAUGUACUUUGUGAACAAAAUAUACAGUCUUGUAAAUUCAUAUAAAAUUACAAUCAAUGCUGCGUACACUGACUAUUAGCCUUUUAAAAUGCCGGCGCGCCAAUAUCGCUGAAUCAUUUGUUACCAAACAUUACGCGACUGGGACUGUGCGGUCUAUAAAUUCUCAGGCGAAUAAAAUAGUUAAUGCCAUGGCUGUUGAUAAAUCCAAUUUCUUAUUACCCAAUAACCAGAGGUUUGUGGAGUUAGAUAGCUCACAAGCAUUUGCCAACUUGACAAAUCAAGAGAAAUUAUAUGCACACUAUUUGAGUCGGGCCGCUUGGAAUGGAGGUUUGAUAGUACUCAUUCAGACAAGCCCAGAAUCUCCUAGAAUAUUCUCUCUGUUGCACAGGAUAUUUCUUGGAGAACCUUUGGAAAACCUCAAACAAUCGGCCUUAAAGGCUGGUGUGACAGAGGAUGACUUUCAGGCAUUUUUGGUAUAUGCUGGCGGUGUCUUUGCAAAUAGUGGCAAUUACAAAGGGUUUGGCGACACAAAGGUGAUACCAAAUCUCUCAAAGGAAGCCUUUGAACAAAUAGUGAAGGCAUCUAAAGCAUACGAAAAUGAUUCCACCCACAUGACUAAGCUCUGGCAAAAUAAUUCCAAUGCUAUUUACAGCAUUGCACCGAGACUCACUAGCUUAGGAUUAGCUGAUAAGGGAGUGACAACUUAUUUUUCAAGUAACUGUACAGAGGCUGAUUCGAAUUUGGUAAAUGAUUGGAUGAAGACGAAGCGCAUUGAGGCAUACAUAUGUCGAACUUUCAAGACGGUUGCUGAGGAUGGGUUACCACUAUACACAAUUCAUUUAGCGAGUGUCGAAAAUGCACCAAAAACAUCUCUAACUAUGGACGUGGAAAAGUAUAAGAAUGCGUAUUUCCAAGUGACACGGGGUGAUUACUCUCCACUGCUGCAGCUAGUCAACGAAAACCUGGAGAAGGCUCAGCAAUAUGCUUCAAAUGAUGUGGAAAAGAACAUGAUAAAACAUUACAUCAUUAGUUUUAAAGAAGGCGACUUGAAUGAGCAUAAAGAGGGCAGUAGAUACUGGAUCAAGGAUAAGGGACCAAUAAUUGAAACGUAUCAAGGCUUCAUAGAAACAUACCGCGACCCGAGCGGCCAGCGCGGCGAAUUCGAAGGGUUCGUAGCGAUGGUAAAUAAGCAAAUGUCGAUGAAAUUCGGCGCGUUGGUCGACGGAGCUGAACGGUUCAUCGAACUCUUGCCCUGGGGAAAACACCUGGAGAAGGAUUCCUUCCUACGACCGGACUUUACUAGCCUGGAUGUGCUUACUUUUUCUGGCAGCGGCAUACCGGCUGGCAUCAACAUUCCUAACUAUGAUGAGAUCCGCCAAAAUGAAGGAUUCAAAAACGUAUCGCUGGGUAACGUGAUACCCGCGGCUUAUAAAGAGUCGGUCAUUCCCUUCUUAUCAGAAGCCGACAAAAAACUAUUAGAGAAAUACAGGGUCGCAGCGUUCGAGGUUCAAGUUGGCCUGCACGAGCUACUGGGGCACGGUAGUGGCAAGCUGUUGCGUCAAAACGCUGACGGAACAUUCAACUUUGACAAAGAGAAUGUCAAGAAUCCAUUGACAGGUAAUCCCAUCAAAAGUUGGUACACUGAGGGCGAGACGUAUGACAGCAAAUUCACCACUCUUGGCUCAGCCUUCGAGGAAUGCCGUGCCGAGGCAGUGGGGCUAUAUCUGUCGUUGGAACCGCAGAUACUCAAGAUUUUCGGCUACGAAGGCCAGGAAGCGGAGGACGUGACGUACGUGAACUGGCUGAGCCUGCUGUGGAACGGCGCCGCCAAGGCCACGGAGAUGUACCAACCCACCACUAAGACUUGGCUGCAGGCUCACGCGCGGGCGCGUUUCGUUCUAAUGCGUUUAUUGGAGCUGGAGGGUGACGGGUUAUUGACUGUUACUGAAUCUGAGCCCGGCAAAGAUCUACUACUGACACUCGACAGGAAUCGUCUCAAGACAGACGGCAAGAGAAUCGUCGGCGAAUUCCUGGUGAAGCUGCAGACUAUAAAGGCGACGGGCGACGUUUCUAGCGGCGAGGCGUUAUUCAACAAGUACUCCAGCCUUGAAUCACCCUGGGCAAGAUGGAGGGACAUAGUGCUGUUACACAAACAGCCGCGCAAUAUAUUCGUGCAGCCUAACACUGCGGUCAAAGAUGACACCGUAGAACUCAAGCGGUACCCGGCUAGUGCAGAAGGCAUGGUAGCCUCGUGGGUGGAUCGUUUUCCCGACGCCACUGUGGACGAUAUCCUGGAACAACUCGCGGAGGCCGACGCCAAGUACUUCCAGGAUCUGCAACCGCUACUCGCUUAACUGAUAGACUACAAUAAACACUGAUACAUUAUAUUCACCGUCUUUUAUUGUCCCCCCUUGUCUGUCAAAAUCUCUUAUUCACGCGGGUGUUACGAAAUUGGUGAAUUCGUCGAAUCUUCUUUUCGACAAAUACGCCAUUGGUUAAGUCCAUGUACAGUAGGGUAUAGAGGUAUUAUUACAUUGGGUAUACCCGCAGUUAUAUAUAGCCGUAGCCAAACGCUUUAUAAGACCUUAUUUCCACUAAGCGGCUAGUCGCGGGCUUUUGGCCGCGCGCGAUUCCUAUUUCUUCAGAUAUAAGAAAGUAUACCAAUUCCCAUUGACGCGGCUGCGAUUCGGCAGGUCGCUACAAAGCUUAAUUGGAAAUAAGGUCUUAUACAUAUCCAAUCUUUAUGUAAUGUCU